Closterium sp. NIES-67 is the source of this 1564-nucleotide messenger RNA. Lineage: Eukaryota; Viridiplantae; Streptophyta; Zygnematophyceae; Desmidiales; Closteriaceae. The record is from the annotation of a GenBank genome assembly.
CCACCACCAACUCUACAACUUCAUCUCGAUUACUUCUGGCCAGCUACUUCGGCCUUCCAUCUCCGGAUUUCUUCUGGUCACCAGCCACUUCGGGAUCCAUUCCCAAUCACUCUACCUGUCGCGCGCCGCCACCAUGGCUUGGACAAUGCGAGGCGCGGCCGUGCCUCUGGUUCUUUUUGCGCUCCUCUUGACGUCAGCAUACGUCGCCCCUGCGACCAAGGGGUUCUUAUCCGCGCGUCGCAGUCUGCUGCUCAAGCCCCUCAUGCUCCUCAAGACCCCCAGCAAGUCGCCAACCAUCCUCCUGUCCAACCUGCUGGAACAAAACGGCGCGCCAGCCAUCGGGCCUGGCGACCCAGACUUCCUCCCGGGUGGCGGCGACCAGCAGGCUCCCCCGGAAGGCGGAGACGGCGCCCCAGGUAGCGAAAUCGGCGGUCCUGAGGGUCCCCCGGAAUUCGGCCCCGGCGCUGGUGCUCCAGCGAGCGGGCCUGGCGGCGGCUUUCCCGGCGGAUUCGGCGGCGCUCCCAUUAGCGGACCACUUCCGGGUCCUGGAGGAAAGGGCGGUAAGGGCGGAAAAGGCGGGAAAGGCGGCAAGGGCGGGAAGGGCGGCAAGGGUGGUAAGGGCGGGAAGGGCGGCCGCGGUGAUAACGGCGCACCCUCUAGCGGCCCUGGUGCUGGCGACUUUGGCGGAUUUGGCGCACCCGGCAGUGAGCCCGCACCUGGCGGAAAGCCGGGCAGAAAGGGCGGCAAGGGCGGGAAGGGAGGCAAGGGCGGUAAGGGCGGUGGUAACAAUGGUGCACCCACUAGCGCGCCUGGCGUCGACGAUUUUGGCGGAUUUGGCGCACCCGGCAGUGAGCGUGCACCUGGCGGACAGGGUGGCAAGGGUGGAAAGGGCGGCAAGGGUGGAAAGGGCGGGAAAGGAGGCAAGGGUGGUAUGGGCGGGAAGGGUGGUGGUCUUAACGCGGGCGCUCCCUCUAGCGGGCCUGACGCCGGCGAUUUUGGCGGAUUUGGCGCACCCGGCAGUGAGCCCGCACCUGGCGGAAAGGGCGGCAAGGGCGGCAAGGGUGGAAAGGGCGGGAAGGGAGGCAAGGGUGGUAAAGGCGGGAAGGGUGGCGGGCUUAACGCCGGUGCUCCCUCCAGCGGGCCCGGUGUCGGCGAUUUUGGCGGUUUCGGCGCACCCGGCAGUGAGCCCGCGCCUGGCGGGAAGGGCGGGAAGGGAGGGAAGGGCGGGAAGGGAGGAAAAGGUGGAAAGGGCGGGAAGGGCGGAGGUACUAGUGCACCUGGCAGUGAGCCUGCGCCUGGAGGAAAGGGAGGGAAGGGCGGAAAGGGAGGGAAGGGCGGGAAGGGUGGGAAGGGAGGCAAAGGUGGAAAGGGGGGCGGCUCCGGUGCGCCCUCGAGCGGGCCUGGGAACCCACCCUGAGCUAGCGGAAAGAACCGUUCUAGGUGUGGAUAUUAGGAACAAUUUGAAAUACUUGGGAAUCUUUUAGCAUGUUGUUGUACCACUAUUAUACAAUUGCUGAUGACGUUAUUACGUUGCUUGACUUCGCGGUUAUUGUGAUCUAGUUUG